CCAAAAGCGUAUGUUUCAUUUGCUGACUGUUAAGGUCGUUUGACUACGCCGCAUAUUUAGUCUUUUACUCCGUUUGUUAUCGUUCCGCGGAUCUUGACAGACAAAAUGCAACAUAGCCCAAUCUUAUGGGGCACAUGUAUACCUACAGUCUUUGCCAAAUGUAAACAGAACCACUGAAGAAAGGUGCUGUGUAACCCGGGCAGCUGGACGUGAUCUGCCACCUUAAAUCAGAUGCUGACCGCGCAAGAAACGUAUUCUCCGCCUACUAUGAAGGGAGCUUAGUUAAGAGUUGUGUCACCUACAGCUUUGCGAUUAGAGUGCGUCAAAGAUCCUCACGCGCGCGUCAUGUUAAAGAAUAUGGACUAAUUUGGACUUUGACCAAUUGCAGUUGCGCCUGAGUUGAAGUAUUGCCGAAGCACCGAAGGAUUCAUUGAGAGAUACAUCCCCGCACACAUCUGUGGAUAUACUGUCACAUUUGGAUACAUUUUGUUAACAGUUUAACUUAUAUGCCAAAACUGGCUGGACCUUGGAGAGAAUCACAAACUUUGUCGCGAGGCGUUAAGGUUUUCGCAACAAUUAUUGGCUAUCGAAUGGACCAGCAUCCAAGUGCCCGGAGCUGUACCAGCCGCGGAGCUCCGUCUUGCGAGGCCGUUCCCAGUGAGCCCUCCAUGAAUUUGUACAUCCAUUCUACUACCGGCACCCGCUUCGAGCUCUCCCUUCCACUGGAGGAGACGGUAGAGGGUUUGAAGAGAAGAUUGUCCCAAAGACUUAAAGUUCCUAAAGAAAGACUCGCACUGCUACACAAAGAAACGCGGCUGAGCACAGGAAAACUCCAAGACCUGGGUAUCACUGAUGGGAGCAAGUUAACACUUGUCCCCACCGUCGAAGCAGGCUUAAUGUCUCAAGCAUCCAGACCAGAGCAGUCAGUAAUGCAAGCUUUGGAGAGUUUAACAGAAACUCAGGUCAGCGACUUCCUGUCCGGCCGCUCCCCUCUGACCUUGGCCCUGCGCGUGGGCGACCAUAUGAUGUUCGUCCAGCUGCAGUUGGCGGCGCAACACUCGGGUGGGCAGCAGCUGCAGCACCGGCACCUCAUUUCCCGCGGCGGGCAGGACACCACCGCUGGGGCCAGCAGCAGCACCAACACCACCACCACUACCAGCAGCAGCAGCGGAGUCCCCCGAAUCUCGCACCACCACCCCCACCCCCACCCUCACCCCCACCCCCAUCCACACACCCAUGCCCAUCCACAUGCCCAUGCGCAUGCCCACACCCACGCCAACGGCCAUGCCCACGGUCACACCCAUGCCCACUCUCACCACAUCCACUCUCACCCGGCACCCCCCAGCCCACCGGCCUUCACCCCCUCUGCGCCCAUGCAGUCGCCGGCCUCCAUGUACCCCCACGGCCACCCGGCCUCGGCCUCCACGGGCCACUGCAGUCCUCAGGCCCAUGGCCAUGCCCAUGCCCAGGCUCGCUCCUCUCCACUGACCCCCAGCCUCCUGCGCUCCCACCAGGCCGCCUCUGCCUCUGCCGGCUCCAGCAACCCAACCCCCACCCUAACCCCCACCCCCAGCCCAAGCUCCAGCCCUGCAGCCCCUUGCCCAGAGGCCAACUGCACAGCGAAGAGCCCCAGCGGUAGCAGCUCUGUGGCCUCGGCGCGCUCUCGGAAGCCUGGAGCCAUCAUUGAGAGCUUCGUCAACCAUGCUCCCGGGGUUUUCUCUGGGACAUUUUCAGGCACUUUGCAUCCUAACUGUCAGGACAGCACUGGACGUCCCCGGCGGGACAUCGGCACAAUCCUGCAGAUCCUCAACGACCUCCUCAGCGCCACGCGCCACUACCAGGGUAUGCCCCCCUCCCUCACCCAGCUGCGCUACCAGACCCAGUGCACUCCGGGCUCGCCGUCACCCCCGCCCUCGCCCUCGCCAUCGCCCACGUCACCGACCCCAGCGGUCAGCCUCGCGCCCGGCCUCUCCGCUACCUCGGUGCCCAGCGCCAGCCCGGCCAGCCUCCACCCGCUGGUGCAGUGCCAGAGCCAGAUCCGCAUGUGCAAGACUCCUGGCGAGCGUAUCCGUCAGACGGAGAACCGGGCGACGCGCUGCAAGGUGGAGCGCCUGCAGCUGCUCAUGCAGCAGAAGCGGCUGCGCCGGAAGGCCCGGCGGGACUCGCGCGCUCCCUACCACUGGCUGCCCAACCGUAAGUCCGGCCGCAGCAACAGCAACAGCAGCAUGUCCAGCGAGGGCUCCCUGGACCUGGACUUCGAGGACUCGGUGUGGAAACCUGACGUCAAGGCUGACAUGAAGACGGAGUAUGUUAUGGCGUAGAGCGGAGGAGAGUGGAGGAAACGCGUGAGGAAAGGAUGCGGAGAGGUGUUUGCUGAUGAGAGGAUGUGGACUUGAGGUGGCAUAGAAACGACGAGGAAGAGGAGGAGAUGAGGAACACUUCUCCUUGUGUCUAAAGACUUGUUUGGCACUCAAAAGUGUUUUGCUUUUGUUGACUUCUGUGGGGACAUAAAAAAAGAAAUAAACACAAGAAUAACGUUUUGGGACAAAGACAGGACACCUGUGUUUUGAGCAUACAAAUGCUUGCUGUCCUAAGACGAAAAAGACGGAAAAAAAAACUAAGCAUAGCAGACUUGGUGUAUUUUCUUUUUGUGUCUCUUUUUUGUUUGUUUGAUUGUUUGUUUUCUAGCUUUCCAAGGAGAACUCUGGAUGGAGAUUCAAACUGCUAAACUGGACUCUCAGUGUACUGAACAGACAAAAAAAGAUGCAGGUCUCAAUCCUGCUGUCGUACAGAAUGGGCAUUUGCAGUCUCCAGAUCACCAACCAGAGUUGUGUUAUUUCUUAGAGUUUUUUUUUUCCUUUUUGUUUUCAUUUUCAGAACGUAUUUUUUCUAAGGAAAUAUGUAGCAUUGUUCACAAAGCAUUCAGGUUUUUUCGUACAGUUGAAAGGUAUUUUAUUUGCACAUAUCUAUGAUUUCGUUUUGGUGGCUGGUUGGAAGCGUGGAAGGUGUGGAACGGAGCCUCCAGUGGCCACGACUUCAGAGGACAAACAGAACAGACCCAAGGAAAUGCAUGUUUCCCAUCUAAAACAAGUGGAUCUCAAAAAGAAACCCCAGCAACAGCUCAUAAAUAGGAACCAUUUAUAAUUAAAGAAUAAUAAAUAAAAGAGAUAAAAGUCAUGCCGAGGGUUGUAAAAUCAAUGCCUUUGAAUAUAUAUAUAAAGAAAGAAAAUCGUCUAUUUUUGUUUCACUUUUUUAUCUGCUGUUUUCAAAAAACAGUUUCCCAAAAUGGCUUGGCUCAAGUCCUGGAAAAAAAUUGAUUUCUACAGUACUGUAAUUUAUGUUUUCUCUAGGUCACUUGUUUAACCAUUCAUUCAUUUACUCAUUGAAGAGAUCAUGUCCACAAAUAUGUCUCUUAUUUCUUACUGUAAAGUCACAACCUCUGUAAACCUUGGUAGGAGUUUUUUGUCUUAUUUUUAAUCAGCUGAGUGGAGUGGGUGUAUGUGGUUUGUAUUUUGUUUGCGUGCAUGUGGGUGUAUGCAUUUUUGUGGAUGACCGAGUAAAUGAACUCAAGUGUGGCCCAAAGUUUACUGUAGUUCAUUAUUUAGGCUCGCUCCAAAAUCACUUUCACUCUUUGCUCUCAACCACUUCACUUGGUUAAUGUGGACUGCAACAUCAUGCCAUUUCUUUCCACAAUCAUCACAUGUUCUCAAAGAGACGAUCUCUGGACUGCCAAAUAAAAACAGUAGUCAUUUGCAUUUGUCAUGGGUGUAUUGUAAAAGUAUUCAAGAGCUGUGUGUGGAUUGCAUCUCCAAAGAUGCAGCCAAACAUACUUGCCAGUCCAUGUUUAGGCCUUAUAGAUUCACAUGCUCUCCAAUUUAAUUGGGAGGAAAAAAGUACACAACAACAAGGGACACAAAAUUUCCAGUUUUGCGAGCUUCACUUCUAUUUCUAGUGCCUCCACCCAUAAAUUCAAGAACAUAUCAAAUCAGGCCCUUCACAAACUAGACAUUAUGCUGCUACUCGGGCUUUUGUGUUGGGGGUGGGGGGGGGGGGGGGUGUUAGAGUUUUCAUUGCAUGCAGAAGAGAGAAUUAUCUUGGACCUUUUGUAAAAUUUACAGACUUGGAACAAAAAGUGUGGUGCUGCGGAGAAGAUACACAUGCAUGACUUUGUGAAGAAAACACUGAGCUGCUUUUUUGUAGGGUAGGAUUUUAUUGAUUAGUGAUGCCAUGCGAAUCUGCGUCAUGCUCUGUCCAUCACAAACCAAAUUGGAAAACUGGACUCUAUGUGUGUAUUUCUCACUUGCAUCAUUGCUGGAUUAUAACUCUGAGCGGUCAGUUGUUCCUCUUUGAACAUGGGCAGAGAAGACUUCUUUUUGUGGUCAGCAAGUUCCACUUGUGAGAGGACAUUUUUCAGCAAGACGCAUGUGGACAAACAGGGAAAAUAAAAGAGUAUAUUGGACCAGUUUUAUUUUUACGCUGUUGUGGAAACUGCAUUAAAAAUGAGGGG
Alosa sapidissima (American shad) is the source of this 4507-nucleotide messenger RNA. It is a transcript of the gene midn, whose product is annotated as midnolin. Gene Ontology annotation, molecular function: protein binding. The record is from RefSeq and is a predicted model, not a curated record. Lineage: Eukaryota; Metazoa; Chordata; Actinopteri; Clupeiformes; Clupeidae. Gene Ontology annotation, cellular component: nucleus. The transcript is spliced from 8 exons. The coding region runs from base 507 to 2321 and encodes 604 amino acids.